Molecule: messenger RNA, 915 nt
Organism: Effrenium voratum
Lineage: Eukaryota; Dinophyceae; Suessiales; Symbiodiniaceae
Source: the annotation of a GenBank genome assembly
GGAGCCUGCUGGGGAACAUGAUCUUGGCUGAUUUGUAAGCUGAGGGGCAGCCACAUUCCACAGACGCACGGCGGCCCCGGCCCCAGGGGCGGCUCCAUGCUUGUUUGACGCCAUGGCCAAGCCAAGUCGGCGCAUUGCCAUCCUUUGGCGGCGAUGGGCGGCGCUGUGCUUGGCUCCGCUUGCAGGCGCCGAGCGCGUGACCCCGGCCAUGGUUUGGACCAUCUUGAGCGGCAAGCCGGGAGUUUGGGACGGUUUCUUUUGGCGGUGAGGGAUCUUCCCACUCUUGCUGGCUUCCUGGACGAGUAUGAGGCCAACGUCGUGGACGGCACGGGGCAAACGGUGCUGCACUGGGCUGCCUCUGCAGGGUCCACGGAUGCCAUCGACUACUCCUUGGAGCAGGGCGCCCUGGUGAACAAGCUGGACUUGGAGGGCAGGUCGCCUUUGCACAUUGCCGCCUUGAGUGGGCACUCGGAAGCUGUGAGGCGCUUGCUGGAGAGGAGGGCGGACCCCACAGCGGUGGACUCAUCCGGCGCGUGGCCCUUGCACCGGGCGGCCCUGGCCGGCUCCGCAGGUUGCGUCGCGCAACUGGCACGAGCUGCGCCGGGCCACGUGAGCGUCCGGCAGCACCGCACUGCCGGCACGGCGCUACAUUCCGCGGCCUACCUUGGCCACGUGCGAGUCAUCGAGGAGCUGCUUCGAGCUGGCGCCUCCCCAUGCCUGCGGGAUCGCCAGGGCCGUUUGCCUGUAGAUCGGUGGAUUGAAGAGGACCAUGACGAGGUGGCCAGAAUUGCAGAGGAACCACCUGUAGUGGAUGAGGAGAACCGACGAGCUGUCAUCUCUUUACUGCAAGAGGGAAGCCGUAGUUGUGUCGGAGCCAAAGAGCACGGCUUCGGUGACCUGUGACCGCUUCAGACC